Messenger RNA from Calypte anna (Anna's hummingbird), 6333 nucleotides. It is a transcript of the gene ZGRF1, whose product is annotated as zinc finger GRF-type containing 1. Gene Ontology annotation, cellular component: site of double-strand break; nucleus. Gene Ontology annotation, biological process: double-strand break repair. Gene Ontology annotation, molecular function: helicase activity; zinc ion binding. NCBI's taxonomy places the organism in Eukaryota, Metazoa, Chordata, Aves, Apodiformes, Trochilidae. The transcript is spliced from 28 exons. The coding region runs from base 1 to 6333 and encodes 2110 amino acids. The record is from RefSeq and is a predicted model, not a curated record.
AUGGCUGCUCAAGAAUUUACUGUAUUGUACACUCACCAAAAAAUGAAAAAAUCAAAAACAUGGCAAGAUGGAAUUCUGAGGAUUAGAGCUGGUGGGAACAAGGCUGUCUUGUUUGAUGAUAAAGGGCAAUGUUUGGAGAGUAUCUUUAUUAAAUCUCAGGUGAAUGCUGGAGAUGAUUUAGAAGGUGAACGUUAUCUGAUCACAGUUGAAGCAGUGAAAGUGAAUGAGAAAUCCUUUGAAGAUCAGCCAGGGAAAGCAGAAGCUCCAGCAGUGGAUAGAAAUGGUGUAAAAACCAGUGUUCUGCCUCCCAGACAUCUGUCUGUGGGCUUGAAAAGGAAGUUUAGGGGUUUCCAAGGGCCACGCCAAGUUGGAAAGAAAAUUCCAGCAACGGAAGGUGAAGAAAGCCCAAGAGUGUUGCCUGUUCCUCAGCAGGGUCAGGGGACUUUCCCAUCCAAAUUUUAUGUUACCUCUCCUUUAUUCUCUACCAUUUGCAAGAAGGAUGCAGAAACACAUCUGUCUGCAGAAUUCCAUGAAGAGGGGAGUAGGGAUGGUGUUGGAGAGCCCAUGUCUCUCUCCUCACUGCUUUCACCUCAGUUUCUGGAUGGAUGUGAGGGGACAGAGAAGCCAAACUCUUGUCUCUCCACUGCCAAGCCAGAAUCUCCUCUCAUUGCUGGGAAGGUCAAACCCAGCAGGCAGGCAGUGUCACACAGCAUCAGGAGCACAGCACAGAUCAUAGCUCUUCUCAAGUCUAAACCAGCACAGGGAUGCAGGGAGCAAGCCAGCCCUGAAGGCACAGGAUGUCUUUCUAGGUUUCAAGCAUCAGAAGAGCAAAGCACAGUCCCACCUGCUUUUCCAGGCAGCCCUUCCAAAAAACUUGUCCAAAAUAUUCAGCACCUGCCAUUUAUGGAGGAAACUGUAAGUGAAAAGAAGGAAUGGAAGGCUGAAAUGCUCCUAAAUCCAGCUGAACAACCUUGUGAUAAACAAGGCACAGGACAGAGACAUGACAAAAAGGCAAAUCAUGUAAGUCAAGACUUGCAAGAUCCCUGUAAUACAAAGAGUUGCUUCCCACCUGAAUGCACCAUCAGCAGAGUGAGUGACAGUCAGUUUGUCCCAUCCUCAGGUGAAUUUUCAUGCUCAGCAAGCCCAGUCAGCUUUGAAGAAAAUCUCAGGAGGUACAGGGAGUGUGCAAUGGCAAAUGGAGUUCAGGAGAAUUCAUCUGUGAUGUCCCAAAGUGAGCAUCAGCCCAGACAAAAUUCAGGAGGAGCAGCUGGUGACACAGAGCUCUCUGUGGACCUAAGACUGACUGAAACUGGAAUUGCCAAGGAGGAAUUCAGUGCAUGUGGCAAAGACUGUGAUCCAGAUGAACCUGUGGUGGAGGUUAACUUUAACCUAAUGGCAGCUUUUGAUUUUAUGGACCCAGACAGUCAAAACCUGUGUGAAAGAGGUGGGAGUAAGCUCAGUGAGGGAGCUGUGCUGUCACACAGUCCAGGUGGCUUAGAGGGAGAAGAUGCAUUGCAGAGAAUUCAUCUUUCAUACAAAGGAGUGACACACCAUAAGAAAGAAGUUGAAUUUUUAAUGUUUGAUGGAGAUCACUGCACUGGGAGAGAGCAUUGUGACAACAUUGGAGACACAGGGAGAACUGGAGAAGACUCUGCAAACCAGACCAGAAUAGAAGUGGAACUUGUGAGUGAUGGACACAGUGAGAUGAAGGAAAAUCAGCUAAGUAUCAAAGCCACAAUCAGAAAGGACCCUGGUGGCUGUGCAGCUCAUACCAUUAGUGACAUGUCAUGGACAAAAAGCAAGCACUCUGAUCUUCUGCCUGAUGACGUAAAUGUUAAUGACUGUCACCCUAAAGUCACCAUGUUUGAGAAAACUGGAAGUAGUCCUUGUAUUUCUACCAGCAGAAUGAUUUCUGCAAUGGAUGAAAGGACUGAAGAUGUUACAGAGUUUGGAUGCAUGAAAUCCCCAGAUGUUGAUGUAGAACACUUCUGGGGUACUGAGAGUGAUGCCACUAAACGAGGUAACCCUUUGUCACAAAAAUCAGAUCCAAGCUGUGGCUCAUUCCAAGAUUUUGCAGAAGAUCAUCAACAGGUAUUUGGUGUUUCAGCUAAGGAAGAUACUCCUCUGUCUAGAGGCCCUGUCUGUCCUUUAGGAAAAGCCCAUCUGUCUGCAGAGGACCCAGCCACAGGUGAAACUGAGUUUGAAAAUGUUGAGAGCAUCAGUGCCUUUCAUGGACUCUGCAAAGGUGGGAGAGCAGGAGUGGAUUGCCUGGAACAGAUGAGAACAGCUGAGAAGUCAUCAGAUCUUCCUGACCUGGUAACCAAGAUCACUCUUCUGAGAGCUUUGACUCAACAUAGCACAGCAUUAGAAAGCUUGCAAAAGAUGGAGGAACAGAAUAGCAUGUUCUGUGAAGCAGAGACUUCUAAAGAGCUGGUUGAACCCCUUGUGCAAGAUGAAGCUAUAGAACAGUUUACAGAAAUGCCUUACUCAGAAAGUAUGCAGGCAUCUUCCUGUUCAUACUUUGAUUCUUCUGACUUCAUGCCAAAUUGCAUGGACAAUUCAAUACAGAAAACAGAGGCUUGUAUCCUACCCACAGCAGCAGCCCAAAGAGACCCCAAGACAUCUGACUGCCAACCAAAGCCUGUUGCAUUUCAAGGGCACCAAGUAAAGGGAUCAGCAGCUAGUGAGGUAAUGUCCAGAUCUCCCUGCUCACAGCUGGGAUGGCAGCAGCACCCAGAUAAUAUGGAAUUUGCAGCUCAGAGGCUUUUGUCACCCCUGUUUUCAAGCAGUUAUGUCCUUUCUGACUUCAGACAGUCUCCAGGUUCAGGAAGUCUUCACGAAGAUGAUAUCAACUUUAUCACAGAAGAGAAUUUUCAGAAGAAUUCUAACAUUAUUAAAGAGUCAAGGAUAGAUCAGUCCUCAGUGGCAUUUAAUGUGAAUUCUGAUGUUGCACCAUGGGCAAUGUCAGGCUCACCUUCAUCUGCUGAUUUGAGACAAACCCAGUGGACUCCAGGGGAACCUGACAAGAUGAUUUCAUCAGUAGAACUGACUUCCUUGCUUGAUCCAGACUCUACAAUUUCUCCAGCUUCAGGAAGUGAGGAAACUAUUGGAGACACCCAGGAGCCCCUGAUACACAGCAUCUUGCCAAGUGAACCAGAACUUGCAGAAUCUUUUCUCACCCAGGAGAAACCCCUCUCUCCAGAGGAGUGCAGCCUCUCCAGACUCAAGCCCUCAGUCAAAACACGAACUCCAUUUGUCACUCUUCCUGCUGCUGAGAAGAUUCCUGACCCAGUUUAUCCAGCUGACAGCUACGAGGUCCAGGAGUCUUUGGGCUCUUCACCAGUCCAUUUAGGCAACAAUUCAGUGGUAUUUCCUAGGAGUGCUUUUGGCCCUGAGGACAGAAAUUAUGAAACCUCUGUGUUUGGAGAGUAUAUGGAAGGCAGACAAAGGGAGCCUGUACAAGCAGCCUUCCCUAAUGUGCCUUCACAAUAUAGACAAAGCAAGUGGCUAAAAUAUCAAAACAGUGCACAGGGUGACUUGACAACUCAAAACAGAGAUGAUGGGGAAGUGAGAGAUGACAUCUGUGCUGAGAACAUCCUUGGAAUGCUGCUGGGUGACCUAGGAGAGAGCAGUGCCCUGAAGAACAGCGCUCCAGGCUCUGCCCCUCUGCUGACAGCACAGAGGAUGCUUGGGAAAUGCUCUGCAAACACCAGCCACCAGGAUUUGGUUUCAGAGAGGAAGUUACUUUCUCUGCACUUCAGUCAGACACCUCUGGCUGAAGCAACACAAAAGGUGUUAAGUCAUCUGAGCUGCCACACUGUAACAGGAGAUGGCCAGGACAUAACAAUUUGUGAGUUGUCUUUCCCUAAUGUGGAUAAAGUAAAAUGCACUCCUCUUCCUAAAAGAAAGGUUUCCAUACCAACUGUGUUUCAGUCUCAUGUUCACUACAAACAGGUUUUUAAAGCUGCUCUGACAGAGCAAUUAAACAUAAUGCUCUUUGAGCUGUCCCAGAAGUUACACAGUGCUCUCUCAAAAGUGGAUAUAUCAUUUUACACAGCGUUGAAGGAUGGGCAAAGUGAGAGCAAAGCAAGCAGUGGUCCCCUCUGCAAUCACAUGCAUCCUGCUAAGCUUGUUGUGGUUAAAAAAGAAGGUCAAAACAAGGGCCGUUUGUUCUAUGCCUGUGAUGCCCCAAAAGCUGAGCAGUGUUCAUUCUUCAUGUGGAUGGAAGAUGUGAACCCCACACAGAUAAAAUCCAGACCUAGUGCAGUGCUCCACGAUAUAAAAAGCAUUGGGACAUACCUUAGAAGCCAAAAGAUUUCUCUCUAUGAGGAGUGCCAGCUUUUGGUGAGGAAAACUUUUGAGAUUCAAACACAGAGGUGUAGUAAAUUCAAGAAAUUUACACCUGCAAGUUUUGAUUGUGAUCCCAAAAGCAAAUUAUACCUCAAACUCAGCAUAAAGGAGCAUUAUUCUCUCUAUAGCAAAGAUGAUAUUUGGGUUGUUUCAAAGACUCUGAACUUUGAUCCCCUGGAUACUUUCAUUGCAAGCAGUGCUUUCUUUGGACCAUCCUCCAACAAUGAAGUAGAAUUAUUACCACUGAAAGGCUACUGCCCCUCAAACUGGAGAUCAAACAUGUUUGUUCAUGCCUUGCUGGUUUGCAAUGCCAGUGGUGAGCUUACAUCUUUAAGAAAUCUGGAGGAUCACUUCAAUCCAGCCACGUUACCACUCAUACCCCACCUCCUCAAAAUGAAUUCUGAUUCUGAAAAUGCUCCAAAUAGAGUCAGCAAAAGAAAAUUUGUUCCCCCUGCCAUCAGCCUGAAGCACACAGUGGUGUCUGGCCCUGUCAGCACUGAGGUGGCAAUGGGACUUGCUACAAAGAUGAUCCAAACCUUCUCCCUGAACCCAGAUCAAGCCACAUCACUGGUUCAGAUAGCUCAGAUGAUGACUGCAUGUGAGAAUAUCAAACCCCCAGAGGAACAUCAGAUCUUCCCCAUCACAGUCAUACGUGGUGUUUUUGGAGCUGGGAAGAGCUAUCUGCUCUCUGUUGUGAUCUUGUUCCUUGUGCAGCUUUUUGAAAGCAGUGAAGCUACAGAGGGUCCAAGACCAACUCCAUGGAAACUUCUGAUUGCUUCUUCCACUAACAUUGCUGUUGAUCGGAUACUGCUGGGUCUACUUGAUCUCGGAUUUGAGAAUUUUAUCAGAGUGGGAAGUAUCAGGAAAAUCACCAAAGCAAUUCUUCCCCAUAGCUUACAUGCUGGCUCAGGAAAUGAAAACGAGCAGUUAAAAGAACUGCUUGCCCUCAUGAAGGAAGAUUUAACUCCAGCUGAAAAAAUAUAUGUGAGGAAGAGUAUUGAGCAACAUAAACUUGGGACCAACAAAACUAUACUGCAACAGGUCAAAGUGGUUGGAGCCACCUGUGCUGCCUGCCCCUUCCCCUGUCUGAAUGCUCUCAGGUUCCCUGUGGUGAUGCUGGAUGAGUGCAGUCAGAUGACUGAGCCUGCUUCUCUCCUCCCUAUAGCCAGGUUUCAGUGUGAAAAGUUAGUCCUUGUUGGAGACCCAAAGCAACUGCCCCCAACAAUUCAAGGGUCUGAGAGUGUUCAUGAGAAGGGGCUGGAGCAGACUCUCUUUGACCGCCUCUGCUUGAUGGGACAUAAACCAAUACUUCUCCGGACGCAGUACCGGUGUCACCCUGCAAUUAGUGCCAUAGCUAACGAGCUGUUCUACGGAGGAAAUCUGAUAGAUGGUGUUUCUGAGGAAGACAGAAGUCCUUUAUUGGAUUGGCUUCCAACACUAUGUUUUUAUAGUGUUAAUGGGGUAGAGCAAAUUGAAAGAGACAACAGCUUUUAUAACAUGGCAGAAGUUCAUUUUACAGUCAAGCUCAUCCAGUCUCUGAUUGCAAGUGGAAUAGAAGGCUCUGCAGUUGGUGUGAUUACUCUUUAUAAGUCACAGAUGUGUAAGAUCCAGAAUAUGCUCAGCAGUGUCCACUCCGAGGCCUUUGACACCAAACCUGUCCAGGUGUCCACUGUGGAUGCCUUCCAAGGAGCUGAGAAGGAGAUCAUUGUUUUGUCCUGUGUGAGAACCAGACAGGUCGGGUUCAUCGACUCGGAAAGGAGAGCGAACGUGGCGCUGACGAGAGCAAAGAGGCAUCUGCUGAUUGUUGGAAACCUGGCCUGUUUGAGUAGGAACAGGCUGUGGGGAAGAGUGAUUCACCACUGCAAAGGAUGGGAAAAUGGAUUGCAACACAUAAGCCAGUGUGAGCAGCAGCUAAACAACAUUCUUGAGUGUUAUGUGGAGAAAUGGAAGGAAGAACAAGAGAAUAAGAAAAAGGAAAAAUAA